AUGAACAUUGUAGGAAAGCUCAGUUUAAUGAUACCAUGGAGUAUAUUCUUGCUUCAUUCACUGCUAUCCACUUUGCAAGGAUCUUAUUGCAAGCCUCCUCUUUUGAGAAGAACUUUGAGAACUGAGUCUAAUGCAACUCGACAGAAAAGAGAUCUUGUAUCAGCCGAGGUUCAAUCUGCCUCUUGGUUGCACCAUCAUGGGGCCCUGAUGCGGAGUCCACCAGGAGGUUCAUGUCCUCAGGAGUGCCUUAAUGGAGCAGCCUGCACAGAGGCAGGUGACUGUGACUGUCAGUUAUUUCAGGCUCAAGGAAGCAGGUGCCAAAUUGUACCUAACACUGGUAAGGACCGAGAUGGGAUUUGCAAAUCAUGGGGACAGUAUAAUUUUGAAACAUUUGAUGGCAUCUACUACUACUUCCCAGGGAAUUGCUCCUAUAUAUUUACAAAAGACUGCAGUACUCUGGAACCUCAGUACACUGUUUGGGUUCAUAACAGUCCUUAUUGUUAUGGUUCAGUAUAUACUUGUCAUAGGUCUAUCAGCUUAUUUUUUUCAAACCAAGAAGAAAUAAUGAUUUCAGGACAUGAAGUAAGAAAAAAUGGAAUCAGGUUAAUAUUGCCUCAGACAGUUGGAAAUGCUUUCAUUGAGAGACUGGCUGACUAUAUUCUGGUGAAGACUACCUUUGGUUUUUCUCUUGCUUGGGAUGGAAACUCUGGUAUUUAUAUUAAGCUGACAGAAGAUCAUAAGGGAAAGCCUUGUGGCCUUUGUGGAAAUUUUAAUGGCAAUAAAUAUGAUGACCUGAUACUUCAAAAUAUGGGUGAAUAUACAGAAGACAUUGCUGAAUUUGCAAAUAGCUGGGCUGUGCAAGCCUCAGAUGAUAUAGCUUGUGUCCCUACUCCCUCAGAUUUUUCCAGUCCUUGCUCAGCCAAUGCAGAAUCCACUGAGGACAUAUUCUUCAAGUGCCAAAUAUUCCUACAGUUUCCUUUUCUCAGCUGUCAUGAAAGUAUAGAUCCGUAUUCUUAUAUUUCAAGCUGUAUGAAUGAUCUUUGCAGAGUGGAUGAUGAUGAAACAUACUGCAGGGCAGUGACAGAGUACGCUAGAGCAUGUUCUCACGCUGGGUCCCCGGUGCGGGACUGGAGGGAUGACUUUCCAGCCUGUACUGAGAAGUGUGAAGACACCUUUGUUCACCGUGACUGUAUCAGUUGUUGUCCACCAACUUGCACAUAUGAAAAGGAUUGUCUUGGCAGCAAUCUACACUGUUUAGAUGGCUGUUACUGUCCAGAUGGUCUCAUUAUGGAAAAUGGAACUUGUAUCUCUUUGUCGAAUUGUCCUUGUGUUUAUCAUGGAACUGCUUUCCCUGUAGGCUCAAAAAUUGAACAAGAAUGUAGCAACUGUAUUUGUGUUGGUGGCAUUUGGAACUGCACUGAUCAUGAUUGUCCAGCUGAGUGCUCCAUCACAAGCAGCUCUCAUUUCACAACAUUUGAUGGACGUCAUUUUACCUUUCUUGGGAUUUGCCAGUACAUUUUGGUAAAAGGCACUGGAAAAAACAAAUUCACAAUCACUUUACAAAAAGCACCUUGUGGACAGGCCUUUGACCACGCCUGCAUUGAGUCUAUAACACUGGUUCUUGAAGAUGAUGUGAGGAAACAAGUAACUCUCACAAGAUAUGGUCAAAUCCAAACUGUCCCUAACCAAGUUUUUAACCUCAAUGGGGCUAUUGAAAUUCAGAAUAUAUCUUCUUUCUUUGUUCAACUGAAAACUAGUUUUGGUUUGAAGAUACUGUUUGCUAAAGAUGGAGAGAGGAUCUAUGUUCAAGUUGAUGUCAGGUGGAAGAGAAGAACAUUAGGACUGUGUGGAACUUACAAUGGAAAUUUAAGAGAUGAUUUUCUAUCUCCAGCAGGGAUGAUAGAAGGGACCCCACAACUUCAUGCCAAUGCAUGGAAGGUUUCCUCAGCUUGCUCCAUGCCUAUCAAUAUCCCUGUGGUUGAUCCCUGCAACGUGAAUCAGCAAAAUGCUGGGUAUGCAUCUCACUGUGAUAUCAUCAACCAAGACAUGUUUGCUCCCUGCCAUGCCUACAUCAGUCCAGGGCUAUACUACCAGCUCUGCCGCUUUGAUGCGUGCAAAUGUGGAAGCAGCUGCCUGUGCAAUGCUUUGGCGCACUAUGCUUAUGUCUGUGGCAAGCACGGCGUCAUCAUUGACUUCAGAUCUCAUGUUUCUUACUGUGCUGUGAUGUGUCACAGUGGUAUGCUUUAUCAUCAGUGCUCUUCUUUUUGUAAACAUUCCUGUGCUUCACUUUCUAUGGUAAAUAUCUGUGCUGAUGACUGUGCAGAAGGAUGUAAUUGUCCUGAUGGAAAGUAUUUUGAAGAGUCGGUCAACUUUUGUGUAUCAAUAUCUGGCUGUCAUUGUCAUUACAAAGGCAGAGCACUCCAGCCUGGAGAAAUCCUUCCUACGCCAACAGGCUCCUGUCAAUGUUUGAAUGGAACAGUGAAAUGUAUUGAAGCCACUACAGAAAACAUAGUUCACAUAUGCCCUGAAGGAAAAAUCUACUAUGACUGCAGAUCUCCUGUUCCUGGGUUACCAGCAUCAGGUGUGAAUUGUGGGAUCUCUUGUGCGAACCUUGCCAUGAACUUCUCCUGUGUCCCCUCACUACCCUGUGCAAGUGGCUGCAUUUGCCCCCCUGGAAUGGCUGAGCACAGAGGGAAAUGUUAUAUUCCUGACAGUUGUCCAUGCACCUGGAAAGACAGAGAAUUUCUGUCAGGAGAAGUGAUAACUACUCCAUGUUACACCUGUGUUUGUCGGAGAGGUGUCUUCAACUGCACCAGUUACCCCUGCCCUGCUGUGUGUACCAUUUAUGGAGACCGACAUUAUUACACCUUUGAUGGGCUGGAGUAUGAUUAUGUCAGUGACUGCCAAACUUACCUGCUAAAGAGCACAGAUAACUCAAAUAUAUCUAUAAUUGCUCAGAACAAAAAGUGCUUUGACAAUGAUAUUGUUUGCUCAAAGAAUGUUUUCAUCACUGUUGGAGACACUGAGAUUUAUUUUAAUGAACCUUCUGAGAAGCAGAAGACCCUAGGGGCUCAAGAAAACAAAUCUAACUAUCAGCUCUGGAAGGCUGGAUAUUAUACUGUGAUACACUUUCCAGAACAGGACAUUACAAUUCUGUGGGAUAAGAAGACAAUGAUGCAUGUAAAAGUUGGACCUCAGUGGAAGGGUAAACUAGCAGGCUUGUGUGGAAAUUUUGACAAAUAUACUUCAAAUGAUCUGACUACAUCAAACAACAUGGAGGUGAGAAAUGCACAGGUGUUUGGAGACAGCUGGGUAUUAGGACAGUGCAAGAGUCCAAAUGAAACACUGAGACCAUGUGAAGUACAUCAGAGCAAGUUCCCUUAUGCAAAAAAAGAAUGCUCAAUUUUAUACAGUGAUCUUUUUGCACCUUGUCGCAAUGUGAUUGAUGUGACUUCUUUUAUCAAAAAUUGUCACACAGAUACAUGCAACUGCAAUCUUGGUGGGGACUGUGAGUGUUUGUGUACCAGUAUUGCAGCUUAUGCCCACAAGUGCUGCCAGCAAGGAGCAGCGAUUCACUGGCGAUCUCCUUUGCUCUGUGCUUAUGACUGCGAAUAUUACAACCAAGGUCUUGGUGAAGGACCCUAUAUUUUGACAAGUUUUGGAGUGAAUGACACAAUUAUAGGGGCUAAUAUAUCCAGCAGAAGGAUAUUUCCCUUACCUAGAACUGGAGCACAUGGAAAUGUAAUUUGCAGUUUCAUGAUAACUCCAGGUCUUUUCAAAGAUAAAGAUUUAUCUCUGUCUCUUGUUUCCCUUGAAUCUGCUGAAAGACCAAACUACUUUCUGUAUGUACAUGACAAUGAAACCAUUGGGUUGGAGCAGUGGCAGGCAAAUGCCUCCUUUCAGAGACGAGCCACCUUCUUCCACCACCAGGGUCUCUGGAGUCCAGGGCUCAGUGCCUUUGAGCUGCACAGUAAAAAAGGCUUUUUCAUCAUUCUCACCUCAUCCAGUGUUAAAGUGGAAAAGUAUGAUGGUUCAGAAGAAUUCAAACAUUUCAGUAGCUUUAGUAUUGAAGAACUCAGUGCUUCUGUGCCUUACAGAAGGAUGUGUGAAUGGCGAUAUGAAUCUUGUGCUAAUCCUUGUUUUAAGACAUGUAGUGAUCCUGAGGGAAUAGCAUGUAAAUUUCUUCCUCUGGUUGAAGGAUGCAUGCCAUACUGUCCGAAAAAUAUGAUCCUUGAUGAGAUCACACUUAGAUGUGUUUAUCCAGAAGACUGCAUACCUGUGACACCUACAAAAUCAGAAAUUAGACUGAAGCCUUCACUGUUACUCUCUCACAUGGGUCCUACCACGGAGAGAUUUCCUCAGACACUCCCUGUAUUUGUUACUUCAGGGAACAAAUCAACUCUCAUCGGUGUGAAAGACAAAAUAACCAUAAAUGCAAACACAGCUUCAAGGGGAAUGGAUAUGUUGGCACAGUCCAUUACAGACUUUUAUUCAUUGGAAGCUUCUAAUGCAGCCACCUAUUCAACAUUUUCAUUACCAAGAAAGCAGAGUUCUUCGGUAAGUUCUUCAGAAGAAGAUGGAACAAUAUCAGCCAUACCAGCUGGAAUCAUCACUCAAUCCACUACGCCAAUGAUCACAAACACAACAGUGAAUGCUACAUCCUCAAAAGCACCUUAUAUUUAUGCAAAAAUGCUACCUAGCUCUUCAGCCAGUUUAUUAGUUACUUCAGGCGCCACCACCCUAGCCUCUAGGAUUACUACAAAAACCGCUGAUUCUUUUGUUGUCAAUUUGGAUUUUUAUAUGGCUUCAGCUUCAGUUCCUACCACCAUAGAAAGACACAAAUCUUUAUUUACAACUGCAGUAACUCAAGCUUCACAGAGCACUAGAGAAACUCCGAAGAUUAAUAUAAUGGAAGCAACUGGUACUACAAAUCCAUUAUCACAGAUGAAGAGUACUUCAUACAUAGCAUCAGAAGUUAAAUACACAACUUCAUUUGAAAAAACUGUGGAUAUUUCAGAAGAUGGUCAGACGUCAAGUGAGCAAAAAAAUGUUACCAAGACAAAGACAACCACAGUUGACAAAUCUUCCCCACCUUAUUUGCCAGUAACUGCACUUCAGAGUCUGCUUUUUUCAAGAAAUACAACUGCAGUCAAAGAUAUCUCUAUUUCUGGAAUCCGGGAUGUAACAACAUCAGAUAGGUCCAAAAUCCCAACACAGAAACCCAUUACACCUUAUUUUAGUGUAACAGAGGCCACAGAGCUGCAAACCAGAGCUAUAACAGAUUUAUUUCUUUCCAGUGGUGGAAUGGCUCUGCCUUCCUCAUCAGAAACGAUGGCUGUAGCUGACAAGGCUUACUUUGGCACGAUGAUGCAUACACUGAUAUCUACAUCUUCUGAGUGUGUGCCAAGAUACCUCGAACCUGUUGACAAAUGUAGCCAGUAUGUAUGUGUUAAUAUGGCUUGGAUGUUAUACAAUCUUUCAAGGAACUGCCCUAAGGAUGUGCAGAAGCCAGAUUGUGGUUUUCGAGGAAUGCCUGUUCAAGUUAACACUGACAGCUGUUGUCCAGAAUGGGAAUGUCCCUGUCAGUGUUCUGUACUGUCUGAACUGAGUGUUAUUACAUUUGAUGGAAACAACAUAGCCCUCUGUAAUAUGGCUUCCUAUAUUUUAGUCAAGUUACCAGGAGAAAUGAUUGUUGCUCAUAUUGAAAAAUGUCCUGCUAAUCAGAGUGCAAAUUCAAUAAGAAAACUAGUGCCACCUGCAAACACUUCAGGGCUCUGUUUUAAGAAAUUAAAUGUCACAACAUACACUUGUCAAAUACUUAUCAAUCGUUUAGCAAGAAAAGUAGUUGUGGAUUCUGUAAUUCAAUCAUUGCCGUUUUCAAAAGAAGGACUGAGUAUUCAGGACACCGGUGCAAUGUAUGUGGUUAAUACCCCAGCUGGUAUUAGCAUCAAGUGGGCUCAUGUUACAGGCAUCAUAGAUAUACAGUAUGGAUUAUACUCUAACUCAACGAGGAAGACAGAAGGCCUUUGUGGGGUUUGUAAUGGAGAUCCUAGUGAUGACCUGAAAAUGCAAAACAUGACCAUAAUUACAAAUAUGGAGGAAAUUGAAAUGUUCAUCAAGAGUUGGGAAAUUGAGAAAUCUCUUGAUGUAACAACCAGGAGGCCAGUAAGAAACUGUACUGAAGAUAACUGCACAUACUGUAUGGAACUGUUAAAAAGAAGCAUUUUCAUCCCUUGUCACAAGAAAGUGUCACCACAGGAAUUUUGUGAGAAGAUGUGGAUCAACAGUAUUAAUUUUUGGAACUAUGAGUGUGAUGCACUUUCUGCAUAUGUAGCAUUAUGCAACAAGCACAACAUCUGUAUUAAAUGGAGGACACCUGAUUACUGUUCAUUGAGCUGUCCUGAGGGCAAGGAAUACCAGCCUUGUGUGCAACCCUGUGAAGCCAAGACAUGCUUGAAUAAAUGGUUCUAUGAAGAUUCUGCCUGUUCCUAUUUAAGGGAAGACUGUGUAUGUAAAAAUGGCACCAUUCUGCAUAGAACAGACUCUGACCUCUGUAUACCAGAAGAAAAAUGUACAUGUACAGAUAAUAAAGGACAACCCCACUCUGCUGGGGAGAUCUGGAAUGGGUCCAUGAGGGGGUGCUGCAUGUAUGGCUGUUUAGAAAAUGGAAGCAUUAUUGCUGUAGAACCUGAGUGCAGUGAGGAUCCACCACCAGUCUGUGAAAGAGAAGGGGAAGUUCUAUUCCAUGUCAUUGAAGAGAGAGCUUGCUGUCCCAAGAAAGUUUGUGAAUGUAACAUGUCAUUGUGUGAUGCUGUUAUUCCAACAUGCAAACCCAAUGAAAAAUUAGUGGUAGGCUACCACCCUCUGUCCUGCUGUCCACAGUACCGAUGUGAAUGUGAUCCUUCAGUUUGUUUUAAUGCCUCCCAGCCUGACUGCAGAGAAGAUCAGUUUAUUGUUGAAGCAAAACAGGAAGAUCCCUGUUGUUUCUCUCAUCUCUGUGUUUGUGAAUCCUGUAUUGAACCUGUUCCCUUGUGUAGUGAAGGGGAAAUUCUCACUGUAGACCUUAAUACCAUACACUACUGUUGUCCUCAUUACUACUGCGUUUGUGAUGAAAAUCUUUGUUCUGAGCCUCCUAUGAUUUGCACAGAUGACAUGACACUUGUGAAGGAAAAAAUACUUGGGCAAUGUUGUCCAGAAUGGCACUGUGAAUGUAGUUGUGAAAAUGCUACCAUGCUGACCUGUAAUUUGGGAGAAGUUAAAAAAAUAGAUAACAGUGUUUCCAGUGCUUGUGGAUGCACUCACUACAUUUGUGAGAAGGAUGAUGUGUGCAUCUUCCAAGAGGUCACAGUACUGAAUCCCGGACAGUCAGUGAUUCAGUACCUGGAUGGAGACCUUUGUUACACUGUGCAAUGUUUACAAGAAAAAGAUCAGAACACAGGUUACAAUGCUAUGCAUUUCACAAUGAUGAACUGUUCCCAGCAAUGUGAAGCUCAUCAAGUAUAUAUUCCUUCCUUCAGUCACCAUACUUGUUGUGGUACAUGUCAAAACGUGUCCUGCUCUUUUCAUACAGAGAAUGGAACGCUUAUUGUGUAUGAAGAAGGAAGCACCUGGACCUCCAACUGCACCAACUACAAAUGUGUAAAGACUACUGCAGGGGCUAUUGUACUGGGGUCAAGUGUUGUCUGUCCCCCAUUUAAUGACACCGAUUGUACAAAGAAUGGAGGAAUUGUGCAGACGUAUAAUGAUGGCUGCUGCAAGACCUGCAAAAAGGAAGAAAGGAUAUGCCAGAAAAUGACAAUCAGGACAACCAUAAGAAAAAAUGACUGUAUAAGUCAAAGCCCGGUAAAUGUGGCUUCUUGUGAUGGAAAAUGCCCAUCUGCAACAAUUUUCAAUGUCAAUAUUGACAGCCAUCUAAGAUUCUGUAAGUGUUGUCGAGAAAUUGGAACACGAGUCCUGACUGUGCCCUUGCGCUGCUCAGGAAAUGGCACUGAAAUUAUGUACGUCAUUCAAGAGCCUAUAGACUGCUCAUGCCAAUGGAACUGAACGUUGCUGUGGACAUGAUUUAGCUUUCACCAGACACAGUUUUUUGGUCAUGGAUGAGUAUAGUAUUAUGCAGGGAAGUAGAAAAGGCAUCAGUUAUGCUAUAAUGUCAUUUUUCUCAAAUUUAGCAGAGAUGUUGUUUGUUCUUCAAAUUGUCCUUGAAAAUAUUGGCAAGAAUAGAGAGAAAAACAUAAAUCCUUUUGAACAAGGUGUAGUUUAUCCAUCAUUUAUUUCUACUCAGUGGCUUUCUGAUGAGGUGGUGUAAAAAGCUGGUUAGUAUUUCCAGUGUUUUAAAAUUUUGGAUCAUGGCUACCUAUAAGACUUGAGAAUUUCUCAAACCAUUUCUCAGUGGUUCAUUUACUUAGAGGCCUCCAGUUAAAAACAUCACCAGUCCUAUGUUUAAAUGGGAAAGAAGCAUAUUAGGAUUUUGCAAAUGACUGAAUUAGUUUAUUUUAAAAAUAGUAGGUCCAACUGGAACAUUUUUUACCUUGCUCAAAAAUCUAUCUUUUGUGCAUUAAGCUGUUGCCAACAAUUGGAUUAUGCUUACACUGUAAGUCACUGAGAAACAACAUGACUGUGAUCUGUAAGUACUUGUAGGAAAUCUCCAGAGUAUAUAGCAGAAUCAUAAUAUCUUGAAACCUUAGACAUAUUUAAUUUUAAUGUAUAUUAUAAAUAUGAAGCAUGACUAGACAAAAGCUGAAGAGUGAUAGCUUUUGUGCGUUAAAAGUAUAUGAAAGCCAUUUCUGCUAUGAAGGUUUCCACUUUAUAUCCAUUUUUUAAAUUUUCACAGAAAAGAAAUUGGCUCUUUGCUAGUAUAGAAUAAGAUUAUAUGUAUAUAUAUUUAUUAAAAGCCCCACAAUACUGCACAUUUAAAGUAUUCAUAAUGGGUUUUGUCUUUGUUUUCUAGUCUAAAGAUUCAUCUUCAAUAUAUUUUUAAACUUUUUUUUUUCAAUACAGAUAUUUAGACUAUUGCCUGAAUUUAGGAUUCAAAAUUUUUGAGUCCUGGAAAAAAAAGUCAGGUAAAAUAAAUGUUUUGAAGGACUUAGGUGAGUUAUUCAUGCUCAAUCAAGCUGUAAAUACCCAUGAUUCAGCACCUUAAGGUGAAUAUCAUUUCCCUUUUUCUCGACAUACUACAUAACCUGCUUUUAAAAAUAAAGGAUACAAGUUUAGUCUUGUUGUUAGGAGAUUACUUUGCUUUAUAAACUCACUGAAUAAAAAUUAUAUUAAUUAUGACAGUAUUUUCCUUAUCAAUUUUUCUUUUAACUGUGUCAGAAUUGAAAUUCUUGUCUAAAAGUUUGAAAAUCUUCUGACAGUUUUGAUUUCAUCAUUUAAUUAUGAAAAGGUUGGAUUAUCACAUGGGUUAUUACAGUGAAAUAUAAGCAAUUAAAACUGCCUUAAAUUCCAAGGCUAUUUUUCUACUUUGUGUGACAAAUCUUUAAUUGUUUGCUACAUUCAGAUUGAUGGCUUAUAAGGAAAAAUAACUUAUACGGAGAAAUCUGUCAUUAUUACAAGACUCAUCUACUCAUCCCUUUCAUUAAAAAUAGUGAUUUGGUUUAAAAAUUAAGUAGCAAACCAUUGUAAAGUAUUAGCAAAAUAUUUAACAAUUAUAAAAAAUUAUCAACUAAUGAUCAAAAUAAAGUGACACUUUGAGAAAGCCUAUCCUUCAGCUGCAUGUUUUUAUAAGGCAGAUAUUCCAGGGCCUAGAACCAAAAUAUUCUCUGAUUCUUCUGUCAGAACUUGUGCAUAGAAACUUUUCAUGCAGGCAAGAAAUAGAAGUUAAAUCAUAGUCAUAGCGGUAAUGCUGGUGUACUUGUACGGCAAAUUAAAAGACAACUUUUAAAAAAAAAACAAACUUUUGAUUUUUUUGAGAUAGAAGUAGGUAUCCCAUAUUUGCAUUAAGAGAUUUUGGCCCAAAUCUACUUAAUGAAUUUAGCAUUUGAUAAAAAGGAAGCUCUCAAAAUAUAGAAUUUUUCAAUAUAAUAAUUGAACAUUUUCAUUGAACAGCUGUGGCCUUUUAUAAGCCAUGUAAGCCAUUUGCUUUUCUAUGAUUUAGA
Vidua chalybeata is the source of this 10094-nucleotide messenger RNA. It is a transcript of the gene OTOGL, whose product is annotated as otogelin like. Gene Ontology annotation, molecular function: protein binding; alpha-L-arabinofuranosidase activity. Gene Ontology annotation, cellular component: extracellular matrix. The transcript is spliced from 58 exons. The coding region runs from base 1 to 8043 and encodes 2680 amino acids. The record is from RefSeq and is a predicted model, not a curated record. Gene Ontology annotation, biological process: L-arabinose metabolic process. NCBI's taxonomy places the organism in Eukaryota, Metazoa, Chordata, Aves, Passeriformes, Viduidae.